GCCGGGAGCUGAGCCUCCUGUUCAUUAGCAGUUGAGAAAAAUUCCUUUCUAGUUUGAUCAAUCCUUGUUUUCCUCGGCAGAGCCGGGGCGCCCGCCCAGCGCGGAGACCGAGAGCGGGGUCUCUCCGCGGCAGGGGCGCCCGGCGCCGGGCCUCGGGGGAGCGCAGAAGUAGCGACGAGGGGGUCAGUCCGGAGCACAGCCGGGGCUUCUCCUCCCUCCCUUUCUGGUUGGCUUUUUUUUUUUUUUUUUUCCACUUCUCUCCCUCCCCCUUCCGUUUCUAUUUGUGAAGGGAGGAGGAAGGCAGAGGCGGGCUGGUGUCUCUGGCCGGGGACUGGAAUUUCAUCUGAAUGACUGCCCCUGCGCGCACGCAGCGCCCCGGAGUCGGCCCGCCUGCGCCCCGCAGCCUGCACCCGCAGACGGCCGGCCGGCCCAGGGGCGCCCGCGCUGCGACCCGGGGACCCGCUCGCUUUGCCCGCCCAGUCCGGAUCUAGCACUUCUCCGCGCGGCCGCACUCGCUUCCCCGGCCUCUCGGACCCCGGUCGAGGCGAGGGAGGCGCGGCGCCGGCGAGCCAGGAGGGAGCCACCAUUGCCGCCGCCGCCCCCGUCGCUGGAGAAAGUGUGCGGCUCCCGGGCUCUGUCCGUCUUGGGGCGCGCCCCAAUGUCAGCCGUGGGGCCGAGCGCAGGCCGCGGGCCGCCGCUGCCCUAGCCGUACCGACCCGGAGGCGGCCUCUUAUAUGGAAUUUGGACCCCGGCGCUCCCCUCCAGGGCUGGUGCCCCGGCCGCGGCCCUGGCGCAGUCCGCUGCCUCCCGCUAGGCGCUCGGGAGGAGGAGGAGACGCAGCCGGCUGCGCGCGCGGCUUGAGGACCGAGGCUCCUUCCUCUGGGGGGCGGGCGCGCGGAAGGCGCUGGUGACUGAGCGACUGUCGGGGCCGCCUGGGGCUGGAGCUCAGGGCUCGGUGGGCCCAGAGCUGCACUGGAAGGACCUCCAGGGUUGGGUAGUUGGGGAGAGCUGCCCGCAGCCGCCAUGGCGGAGAAUUGGAAGAACUGCUUCGAGGAGGAGCUCAUUUGCCCCAUCUGCCUGCAUGUCUUCGUGGAGCCGGUGCAAUUGCCGUGCAAACACAACUUCUGUCGGGGCUGCAUUGGCGAGGCGUGGGCCAAGGACAGCGGCCUGGUGCGCUGCCCCGAGUGCAACCAGGCUUACAACCAGAAGCCCGGCCUGGAGAAGAACCUGAAGCUCACUAACAUCGUGGAGAAGUUCAACGCCCUGCACGUGGAGAAGCCGCCCGCGGCGCUGCACUGCGUGUUCUGCCGCCGCGGCCCCCCGUUGCCCGCGCAGAAGGUCUGCCUGCGCUGCGAGGCGCCCUGCUGCCAGUCCCACGUGCAGACGCACCUGCAGCAGCCCUCUACCGCCCGCGGGCACCUCCUGGUGGAGGCGGACGACGUGCGGGCCUGGAGCUGCCCGCAACACAACGCCUACCGCCUUUACCACUGCGAGGCCGAGCAGGUGGCGGUGUGCCAGUACUGCUGCUACUACAGCGGUGCGCAUCAGGGACAUUCGGUGUGCGACGUGGAGAUCCGAAGGAAUGAGAUCCGGAAGAUGCUGAUGAAGCAGCAGGACCGGCUGGAGGAGCGAGAGCAGGACAUUGAGGACCAGCUAUACAAGCUCGAGUCAGACAAGCGCCUGGUGGAGGAGAAGGUGAGCCAGCUGAAGGAGGAAGUGCGGCUGCAGUACGAGAAGCUGCACCAGCUGCUGGACGAGGACCUGCGGCAGACAGUGGAGGUCCUGGACAAGGCCCAGGCCAAGUUCUGCAGCGAGAACGCAGCGCAGGCGCUGCACCUCGGGGAGCGCAUGCAGGAGGCCAAGAAGCUGCUGGGCUCCCUGCAGCUGCUCUUUGACAAGACGGAGGAUGUCAGCUUCAUGAAGAACACCAAGUCUGUGAAAAUCCUAAUGGACAGGACCCAGACCUGCACAGGCAGCAGCCUUUCUCCCCCUAAGAUCGGCCACCUGAACUCCAAGCUCUUCCUGAACGAGGUGGCCAAGAAGGAGAAGCAGCUGCGGAAGAUGCUAGAAGGCCCCUUCAGCACACCGGUGCCCUUCCUGCAGAGCGUCCCCCUGUACCCUUGUGGCGUGAGCAGCUCAGGGGCGGAGAAGCGCAAGCACUCGACGGCCUUCCCUGAGGCCAGUUUCCUAGAGACGUCGUCGGGCCCCGUGGGCGGCCAGUAUGGGGCAGCGGGCACGGCCAGCGGCGAGGGCCAGUCAGGGCAGCCCCUGGGCCCCUGCAGCUCCACGCAGCACUUGGUGUCCCUGCCGGGCGGCGCCCAACCAGUGCACUCAAGUCCUGUGUUCCCCCCAUCGCAGUACCCCAAUGGCUCCGCCGCCCAGCAGCCCAUGCUCCCCCAGUAUGGCGGCCGCAAGAUUCUCGUCUGUUCUGUGGACAACUGUUACUGUUCUUCCGUGGCCAACCACGGUGGCCACCAGCCCUACCCCCGCUCCGGCCACUUCCCCUGGACAGUGCCCUCGCAGGAGUACUCACACCCGCUCCCGCCCACACCCUCCGUCCCCCAGUCCCUUCCCGGCCUGGCGGUCAGAGACUGGCUCGACGCCUCCCAGCAGCCUGGCCACCAGGAUUUCUACAGGGUGUAUGGGCAGCCGUCCACCAAACACUACGUGACGAGCUAACGCCACGCGGGCAGCGGGGCGCUGGGGAAUCUUCCCCCCCAGCCCCCAGUGGCUCGGGAAUGAUGCAUCCAGAGACCUGCCCUCCUACCUUCCUUCCUGCCCUUCCUCCCUUCCCCCUUCAUUCCCCCAAGUGUUUUCCUUUUGGAUUUUGUUUUGUUUGGGGCUUGUUUUGAUUUUUUUUUUUUUUUUUUUUUAAAGAAUCUCCUGGACGCGGAGGUGACAGUGGGAGCUGGCCUGGGCCGGGGCCGCAGGUGGCCCCGGAGUUGGGAAAGCGUCUACCUCAAGGCGCUGAGCUCACUCGCUCUCUCUCUCUGUCUCUCCUUUUUCCUUCCACUCCUUCCCCUUCCCACCCCUGAGGCUGGAAGGAGCCUCAGCUUCCCCUAAAGCCUUGGGGGGAGGGGCAGUUUCCACCUCUCCUCGCCCAGCCCCAGGGGGAGGAGGGACCAGUGCCCACUGGCCUGCUUCUCCUCUUGUUUUUCUUUUGGGCAGUUUGAUCACUGGCCGGAUAAGGAAUGACCUGUAGAUCGUGGGGCUUUUUUUUUUUUUUUUUUUCUUUUCUCUUAAAAAAAACAGGAAUGAUUUCUCCUACUUCCUUCUUCUCACCAUCCUCCCAGAUGGAGUGCAAAGGCCACUUCUCAAGCAGCUUUUCGGCACCUUCAGCCUCAGAAUGGAAUCUUAAAGACAGGAACCCCAUGUCCAGGAAAGGGGAAAGGAACUUUGCCAAUGAUAGUGACCACAACAAAAGCAAAUAAUAAUAAUAUUAAUAAUAAUAAAGAGAAAUAAAAGAAAUAAUAAAAUAAAAAAACCAUAGCACAGCCCUUGUUGAGGUUAGUGGGAGAGGAGGGGUUGCCCGGAGUUGGGUCUUGCCUGGAUUUUGACACAGCAACUUCCUGUAGUGAGCACUUUGUAUGAAUCGUGGACUUCCUGUUCUCAAGGCGCAGGUAUUUAUUCUGUAAUCUGUCUAGAGCACACACGGAAAUCCAACCUUCUAAUAAACAUAAUGGCGCAGUCCCA
This is a messenger RNA of Phacochoerus africanus (Common warthog), 3693 nucleotides long. RefSeq names its product tripartite motif containing 8 (gene TRIM8). Lineage: Eukaryota; Metazoa; Chordata; Mammalia; Artiodactyla; Suidae. The coding region runs from base 1024 to 2679 and encodes 551 amino acids. The transcript has 6 exons. The record is from RefSeq and is a predicted model, not a curated record.